Melanotaenia boesemani (Boeseman's rainbowfish) is the source of this 2094-nucleotide messenger RNA. RefSeq names its product potassium channel tetramerization domain containing 10 (gene kctd10). The transcript is spliced from 7 exons. Gene Ontology annotation, molecular function: protein binding; ubiquitin-protein transferase activity. Gene Ontology annotation, biological process: protein ubiquitination; negative regulation of Rho protein signal transduction; proteasome-mediated ubiquitin-dependent protein catabolic process. The record is from RefSeq and is a predicted model, not a curated record. Gene Ontology annotation, cellular component: Cul3-RING ubiquitin ligase complex. The coding region runs from base 104 to 1045 and encodes 313 amino acids. Lineage: Eukaryota; Metazoa; Chordata; Actinopteri; Atheriniformes; Melanotaeniidae.
UUGACGUAAUUUUGUAACUGCGCAGCGGUGAACCGGAAGGAAGUGGGUGUAGCUGACUGACGUUAGCGAGCGAGCAGAAACUGCGAAGUCAGCUGAGGGUUCUAUGGAAGAGAUGUCAGGAGAGAGUGUGGUGAGCUCGGCAGUGCCGGCAGCUACAACACGGACUACAUCCUUCAAAGGAUCCAGCCCCAGUUCUAAGUAUGUGAAGUUAAAUGUGGGAGGAGCACUGUACUACACUACAAUGCAGACACUAACCAAGCAGGACACAAUGCUUAAAGCUAUGUUCAGUGGCAGGAUGGAGGUGCUCACAGACAGUGAAGGUUGGAUCCUGAUCGAUCGCUGUGGGAAACACUUUGGAACAAUCCUUAACUACCUCCGAGAUGGAGCGGUCCCACUCCCAGACAGCCGUCGGGAAACUGAGGAGCUGCUUGCUGAGGCCAAGUAUUACCUUGUCCAAGGCCUGGCUGAUGAAUGCACAGCUGCUUUGCAGAACAAAGAAACGUAUGAACCACUUUGUAAAGUGCCUCUGAUGACAUCAUCUAAAGAAGAGCAGAGACUUAUUGCAACAUCAAAUAAGCCAACUGUGAAACUGCUGUAUAACAGAAGCAACAACAAAUAUUCAUAUACCAGCAAUUCUGAUGACAAUAUGUUAAAAAAUAUUGAACUGUUUGACAAGCUGUCCUUGCGGUUCAACGGUCGGGUACUCUUCAUCAAAGAUGUGAUUGGGGAUGAGAUCUGUUGUUGGUCAUUUUACGGUCAGGGUCGUAAGAUUGCUGAAGUGUGUUGCACUUCCAUUGUUUAUGCCACAGAAAAGAAGCAGACAAAGGUUGAGUUUCCUGAGGCAAGAAUCUAUGAGGAAACCCUCAACAUCCUCCUGUAUGAGUCCCACGAUGGAAGGGGUCCAGACAAUGCCCUGCUAGAGGCCACAGGAGGUGCUGCGGGACGAUCUAAUCAUCUGGAUGAGGAUGAAGAGCGAGAACGAAUUGAGCGUGUUCGAAGGAUCCAUAUCAAACGACCUGAUGACCGCACACACCACCACCAGUGACUUCUCCCUUUUGACCAGUCAGCCUGUGUUUUGGACCAUGAACAGUCUUUUCACCAAGCCUGUGCCUUACAACACCCAGCACCUCUCUUUAGCUUCCCCUUUUAUUUUUUCAGCUUCUCCAGUAGACUUCUGUUUGAGGAGGAGUGUUAUACAACAGUAUGUACUGGUGAAGUGGCGUCUAAGUGUCUAACUUGUGCUCUCAAGUUUUAGUUCAUUGUUGUCUGUCAUCCAUUUUAACUUCUGUCACUGUUUUCUGCUGUCAUGCAGAGGCUCAUAGACAUGGGUGUUAGCUCUCAGCACUGCAAGUUAUUAUUUUACAACAUUAUAUGUGGAGAGAGUAAGAGAAGAGAAUGAGGUCAUCAUUGUGUGACUCACAGGAGAACAAAAAAUAUUUAUUUAAUAGACUAAUUAAAAUAAAAAGGUAGCAUAGCAGGUUGAGCUUUUCUUUAUCUCGAUUCUGACAGGUCUACUGUAAAAUCAUCUGUGGAUGAACCUUGUGUUGUACAUAAUGGGCCCACAUGGUGUCACUGUUUUACCUGUUACCAUGUUGAUAUUGAAGCCUGCUUUAUUAUUAAAAUGAAACAUUUCUUAAAUCAAAAUUGUAUAUGAAGGAAAUAUUACAGAUGGAUGCAACAUUUCACUGUAGUACAUCUGCUAUAUUUAGUUCUAACUUUGCUGCAUUUUCCCUUCACUCCAUGAAAUAAAUCAUUUUCAGUGGAGGGAACUUGAGCUGUGACCUGAGGUGUUAAAUGUACUGGGCUGAUUGAAUGAUGGAUGCUGAUGUUAAAGUGAAUGACUGUAACUGGAGAUCUCUCUGGCAGGAAAGGAACCCUGUCUACAUGCUUUUAACAGGGAGAGAAAUUAGGCCUGUCCAUUGCUACAUUCAUCAGAGAAUGUACAGUUUGCAUACUAUAGGUUUAAGUAGAAAUAUGACCAUUCCUUCUAGGUCUGUUGUACAGAAGCAAAUGUUUCUUCUAGGUCUGUUGUACAGAAGCAAACAAAUGUUUUAUAUUUAUAUUUACUUUAUCACAAAUAAAUUUCUACAAACA